GAAAUAUAAAAAUGAAAAAGAAAUCAAAGAAACAUCAUAAAAAAAAGCAUUACUCGUCAUCAUCUUCAUCUUCAAAAUCAUCUAAAUCUAGAUCUAGAUCUAGAUCAAGAUCAGAAUCAAAAUCAAAAUCUGAAAAAUCGAAAUCGAAAUCAAAUUAAUUUAACAAAGAAAAGAAUGUCGAUCCUCCUAAUUAGGAUUAGUAAUAAAUAGAAAAAAUAAAUUAGAUCUAUUACAAGACCAUACAAAGUUAAUAAAUUUGCUCUUGGAUCUAUGCUUUUUGAAAAUCGAAGAACGAAUGAUAGAAUGGAUAAGAAUGAAGUGCAAAAUGCAAAUACUUUAUUGAAGAAAAUAGACAAAUCAGGAAGAGAUGCUAUAUUAUUAUCAGCUGCAAUAAACACUGUGUAAUAAGAUAACAAAAGAGAAGAGUAAGUAAUUAUUUUCAUUUAGAUACUAAGUUGAAUUAAUAAAUGGAUAAUAUGUUAAGAUUGCCAAGCCAUAUAGUUGUGGUUUCAGUAAUUGUUAAAUGAGAUUUGUGACAACAGAGGAAUUAACAAAACAUUUAAGAGAACAUGACAGAGUUUAAACAAUGAAAAAUACACAAAGAGCUUAGAAGUUUAUGGAAAACUUGUGA
This is a messenger RNA of Paramecium sonneborni, 631 nucleotides long. The record is from the annotation of a GenBank genome assembly. Lineage: Eukaryota; Ciliophora; Oligohymenophorea; Peniculida; Parameciidae.